This is a messenger RNA of Gastrolobium bilobum, 3147 nucleotides long. RefSeq names its product probable sucrose-phosphate synthase 3. NCBI's taxonomy places the organism in Eukaryota, Viridiplantae, Streptophyta, Magnoliopsida, Fabales, Fabaceae. The transcript is spliced from 12 exons. The record is from RefSeq and is a predicted model, not a curated record. Gene Ontology annotation, biological process: sucrose metabolic process. Gene Ontology annotation, molecular function: sucrose synthase activity; sucrose-phosphate synthase activity. Bases 1 to 3147 code for a protein of 1048 amino acids.
AUGGCUGGGAAUGAAUGGAUUAAUGGGUACCUGGAGGCUAUAUUGUCCACUGGGGCUUCCACCAUUGAUGAACAAACUUCACCUGUGACUCUGAGAGAUGGUGGCCAUUUUAAUCCCACAAAGUAUUUUGUGGAAGAGGUGGUGACAAGUGUUGAUGAGUCUGACUUGUACCGCACUUGGAUCAAGGUGGUUGCUACCAGGAACACCAGAGAGAGAAGUUCAAGGUUGGAGAACAUGUGCUGGCGUAUUUGGCAUCUUACUCGCAAGAAGAAGCAGUUGGAGUGGGAGGAAGUGCAGAGGCUGGCUAACCGAAGAUGGGAGAGAGAACAAGGACGCAGGGAUGCAACAGAGGACAUGUCUGAAGACUUGUCAGAAGGAGAAAAGGGUGAUAAUAUUGGGGAGAUGGUGCAAAGUGAGACCCCAAGGAAAAGAAUCCAGCGUCAGAUAUCUAACUUGGAAGUAUGGUCUGAUGACAAAAAGGAAAAGAAGCUUUAUAUUGUCCUCUUAAGUUUGCAUGGAUUGGUUAGAGGAGAAAACAUGGAGCUUGGUCGAGAUUCUGAUACUGGUGGGCAGAUUAAAUAUGUGGUAGAACUUGCUCGUGCACUUGCAAAAAUGCCUGGAGUAUAUAGAGUAGAUCUGUUUACGCGCCAAAUCUCAUCGCCUGAAAUUGAUUGGAGCUAUGGAGAACCUACAGAAAUGUUAACAGCUGGUGCAGAUGAUGAUGAUAGCAGUGGGGAGAGCAGUGGUGCAUAUAUCAUAAGAAUACCCUUUGGUCCACGUGAUAAAUAUCUCCAAAAAGAACUUCUUUGGCCUUAUAUACAUGAAUUUGUAGAUGGAGCAUUAGCUCACAUUCUCAACAUGUCAAAAGUAUUGGGUGAACAAGUUGGUGGAGGCCAACCUGUGUGGCCAUAUGUGAUUCAUGGACAUUAUGCUGAUGCUGGAGAUAGUGCAGCUCUUCUUUCAGGUGCUUUGAAUGUACCAAUGGUGCUGACAGGUCAUUCACUUGGUAGAAACAAGCUUGAACAACUUCUUAAGCAAGGACGCCAAUCAAAGGAGGAUAUCAAUUCAACAUAUAAGAUGAUGAGGAGGAUAGAAGCAGAAGAACUUUCCCUAGAUGCUGCUGAACUUGUUGUCACUAGCACAAAACAAGAAAUUGAGGAGCAGUGGGGACUUUAUGAUGGAUUUGAUGUCAAGCUUGAAAAAGUGUUGCGUGCUCGUGCUAGACGCGGUGUUAACUGUCAUGGUCGAUACAUGCCAAGGAUGGCGGUUAUCCCCCCCGGUAUGGACUUUAGCAAUGUUGUGAUCCAAGAAGAUGGCCCUGAUGUUGAUGGAGAGCUUGCUCAGCUUACUGGUGGGGUUGAAGGGUCUUCACCGAAAGCAAUGCCUCAAAUUUGGUCAGAAGUGAUGCGUUUCUUUACAAAUCCUCACAAGCCUGUGAUCUUGGCUUUAUCAAGACCAGAUCCAAAGAAGAACCUAACCACUCUUUUAAAAGCCUUUGGUGAAAGCCGUUCCUUAAGAGAACUUGCUAAUCUUACGCUUAUAAUGGGAAACAGGGAUGACAUAGAUGAGAUGUCUUCUGGGAAUGCUAGUAUGCUCACAACAGUGUUAAAAAUGAUUGAUAAGUACGACCUGUAUGGACAAGUAGCAUACCCUAAACAUCACAAGCAAUCUGAUGUUCCAGAGAUAUACCGAUUUGCCGCAAAAACCAAGGGUGUUUUCAUAAAUCCUGCUUUAGUGGAACCUUUUGGUCUUACUUUAAUUGAGGCAGCAGCUCAUGGGCUUCCAAUGGUGGCCACUAAAAAUGGGGGACCAGUGGAUAUUCAUCGGGCCCUCAACAAUGGUUUGCUUGUCGACCCUCAUGAUCACAAAGCAAUUACUAAUGCAUUGCUCAAGUUAUUGUCAGAGAAGAACCUGUGGCAUGAGUGCAGGAAAAAUGGUUGGAAGAACAUACACCUUUUCUCGUGGCCUGAACACUGUCGUACUUAUUUGACUCGGGUGGCAGCUUGCCGGAUGAGGCAUCCACAAUGGCAAACUAAUACUCAAGGGGAUGAUAUAACUGGUAGAGAGUCUUUCGAUGAUUCACUUAUGGAUGUUCAGGACAUGUCCCUUAGGCUUUCCAUUGAUGCUGACUUGGCCGCAGCAAGUUCUGGGACUGAUACGCAAGACCAAGUGAAGCGGGUCUUAAGCAAGAUGAGAAAGCCAGAUUUGGGAUCAAAUGACACUGAUGGUGGAAAUAAGCUUCCUGACAAUGUAACUGGAAAAUAUCCUCUAUUAAGGAGAAGACGUAGGUUGAUUGUUAUAGCACUUGAUUUCUAUGACAACAAUGGAGCUCCUGAUAAGAAGAUGAUCCAGAUAGUGCAAAGGAUCAUUAAAGCUGUUCAACUAGAUCAUCAAACUGCCAGAGUUUCGGGAUUUGCUUUAUCAACAGCUAUGCCAAUGAAAGAGAUAAUAGAGCUCCUUAAAUCAGGAAAUAUUCAAGUAAAUGAUUUUGAUGCUAUAAUUUGCAGUAGCGGGAGUGAAGUUUACUACCCUGGUACUUAUACAGAAGAUGGAAAGCUUUUGCCUGAUCCAGAUUAUACAGCACAUAUUGACUAUCGUUGGGGUUAUGAAGGUCUAAAGAAAACCCUUUGGAAUCUUAUGAAGACAUCUGAAGGUGAAGAAAAACCUUCCAGCCCCGUUGAGGAAGAUUUGAAAUCAAGCAAUGCCCAUUGCAUCUCAUACAAAAUAAAGGAUCUUGCUAAGGCAAGGAAGGUUGAUGACUUGAGACAGAAGCUUAGGAUGCGAGGGCUACGUUGUCAUCCUAUGUACUGUAGGGGAUCAUCUAGCAUGCAGGUUAUUCCACUCCUUGCAUCUAGAGCACAGGCACUCAGGUAUCUCUUUGUCCGUUGGAGACUGAAUGUUGCAAACAUGUAUAUCAUUGUUGGAGAAACUGGGGAUACUGAUUAUGAGGAAUUGAUUUCUGGAACUCACAAGACCAUUAUCAUGAAGGGGGUUGUUUCUAAGGGUUCAGAAGAAUUGCUUAGAGGUCCAGCAAGUUACCAAAGAGAAGAUGUUGUGCCGAAUGAAAGUCCUCUUGUUGCAUACAUUAGUGAAACAACUGAGGACAAGAUUGCUAAUGCUUUGAAGGAACUAUCUAGGGUAAUGUGA